CACGCAUUAUAUGAUCAUGAACCGACUAUUAUACAUCAUUUUGCAGACAAUAAUAAAAAGUUUAAAUAUCCACACAUAGCUUCAGGCUUUGGAUUAACAUCAAGUCUAGUAUCAAGUUUAGUACGUAAAAUUAUUGAAGAUGGGGGACCUAAAGACGAUUUUUCUAUUGAUGCAUCCUAUGAAUUCGCAUCGUUUAUUUUGAAGACAGAUACUGGAGCAAGAUUGAUACAUGUCCCUAAUAUAUGCAUCGUGUCUAGUUCUGAUUGUGCUACGUAUCCAAGAUUUUUUCACGCAUGUGGUACGUCUGUCACUACUGAAAAUGUAUAUUUUGCAGUAGAGACUUGUGCAAAAUAUCAUGUUGAAAGAGUUUCCAUAAUUAAGAGAACGUGGGCAAAGUAUGCAACGAACAUUGGCUACUUCAGUGACGCAGCUGAUAAAUAUCUGCCUGAUGCUUUUGUCGUAUUAAAUACAACACAGGGACAUUGUGGAAAAACGCACAAUAUAUUGGAGGAAGCAGAUAAGAUAUUAAAAAAGAAUAAUUUUAAUUGGUUGGUUGUGAGCGAUGACGACACGAUUUUUAGCGUAUCGCGUUUGUUACGUGUUCUAACGUGUUACAAUCCAAACAUUCCGGUGGCUAUUGGAGAACGAUAUGGUUUCCGAGUCUGGGACAGUUAUUAUGGAUAUGACUAUCUAACAGGAGGAGCUGGAGUUGUACUAUCUGCUCCUUUAGUUCAUGAAAUGGUAAAACCUGGCAGAUGUGAUUGCCCAUCGUCUACAACCCCAGAUGACAUGUACUUGUUCGGUAUAUGCUUAGCACGAAUUGGAAUACAGCCUAUACAUUCGCCACUGUUUCAUCAAGCACGUCCUUCGGAUUAUGCGAUUGGAUACCUCGCCUCUCAAGAACCAGUGUCAUUCCAUAAGUUCUGGAUGAUUGAUCCAGAAAUGGUGUACGACGAAUGGUUCGCAGAAGAGGACGAAUCGCUAAGCGUAACUGAAAGGCACACAGAGUUAUAAGAACGAAGUUUAAUUUUCUGUUUUAUACUACCUAAUGAUUGUAUUGAAAUAUAUUUUGUACAAAAUGUC
Messenger RNA from Ceratina calcarata, 1083 nucleotides. Its product is annotated as beta-1,3-glucosyltransferase. The record is from RefSeq and is a predicted model, not a curated record. The annotation marks the transcript as partial. The transcript is spliced from 6 exons. Gene Ontology annotation, molecular function: glycosyltransferase activity. Gene Ontology annotation, cellular component: membrane. NCBI's taxonomy places the organism in Eukaryota, Metazoa, Arthropoda, Insecta, Hymenoptera, Apidae.